AUGGCAAUAUCUCGAUUAAGCAUCGGUGGUGGGCAUCUAGCAACAGAGCAAGUGAAAGGAGAUGGAAAGCACAUAUGCCAUGCCCAGGUUGGAGAUAUUUGGAGAUCUAUUCAGGGUGGUGAUGAUUGGAAUGGCAUGAUUGACCCCAUUAACCUACUUCUCAAAUCAGAAAUACUCAGGUAUGGUGAUUGGGCGUGGUUAUCAGAUCCAAAGGAGAUAAAGAGAUUGGGAAGACGGGAUAUAGUUGUUGCAUGGAGGGGAACUAAAACACCUCAAGAAUGGAUGCAAAAUAUGAAGGAUAUAUUAGUCCCUGGUACCUUAUCUCAGAGUACACAGUGUCCCGACAUACAAACAACUUUCAAACCAGGUGUUCAAAUAGAGAAGGGAUUUCUGAGCUGUUAUAACUCUGUAUAUGGAGACUCUGAGAGAUCCAGACAUAGUGCAAGAGAUAUUGUGGUGACCGAAAUAACAAGAUUAUUAAAUGAGUACAAAGAUGAAGAAGAUAUGAGCAUAACUUUCACUGGACAUAGUUUGGGUGCUGCGUUAGCAACUCUAAGUGCAUAUGAUAACAAACAGAUUAUCAUGAAAGAAAAUGAUAGGAAAUCAAUCCCUGUCACAGUUUUUGCCUCCGCUUCUCCACGUGUAGGAAACCUAGCUUUUUCCCAACAUUUGCAGGAGAUAGGCGUUAAAGUUUUGUGGUUGGUAAAUACAUGGGACGUCGUUCCCAAAGUUCCUGGAGUUUUUCUCAACGAGAACAUGGGAUGGCUUACCAGAUUCUGCAUUGGCUUCCCUGGACAUAUGUUCAUGUGGGAGUCCCCAUUACUUUGGACAGUAGGAGCUCUGCAGUGCUGA
Molecule: messenger RNA, 852 nt
Organism: Cryptomeria japonica (Japanese cedar)
Lineage: Eukaryota; Viridiplantae; Streptophyta; Pinopsida; Cupressales; Cupressaceae
Product: phospholipase A1-Igamma2, chloroplastic-like
Exons: 2
Coding region: 1-852 (283 amino acids)
Biological process (GO): lipid metabolic process
Molecular function (GO): glycerophospholipase activity
Source: RefSeq, a predicted model, not a curated record